This is a messenger RNA of Dicentrarchus labrax (European seabass), 1588 nucleotides long. RefSeq lists its product as uncharacterized. Lineage: Eukaryota; Metazoa; Chordata; Actinopteri; Moronidae. The transcript is spliced from 5 exons. The coding region runs from base 27 to 1121 and encodes 364 amino acids. Gene Ontology annotation, biological process: response to bacterium. The record is from RefSeq and is a predicted model, not a curated record.
GUCCUCUCUGUAAGAAUAGAGAACGUAUGGAGGAUCUCCACAUUCAUCAAGACAUUUUGGUCACGAUGACAUCUUUGAAGUUGGCUUUAUAUCUGACUUGUCUUUGCUUGUGGAGAAUAGCUUGGACAACUGAUGUUCAAUUGUCCACAUCUGUGCGUCAAGAGAGUGGUUUUAUAUCAGCUAAUGUUGGCGACAACGUGACAUUACAAUGUUUCUUUCAAUGUAACGAAACAGGAGUGUUUUCCUGGUACAAACAAACGCUGGGACAGAAACCGAGGAUUGUUUCUACCUACUUUGAACACGAUGCAAAGGGCACUUUUACUGAUGAAUUCAAGAACAAUCCACGCUUCACACUGGAAACUAAAAAGGGUAAAAAUCACUUGACAAUCUCAAAUUUGCAAACUUCAGAAUCAGCUACUUACUACUGUGUAGUAAGUUGCCAUGCAUAUGAGUUUGAAUUUAAAGAAGGCUUUACUGUCAGUGUAGAGGGUUCAGGUUUGAACAUCCCAGCUUCGGUCCAUCAGUCAGCAUCUGAGAGCAUCCAGCCAGGAGGCUCUGUGACUCUGAACUGUACAGUACACACUGGGACCUGUGAUGGAGAACACAGUGUUUACUGGUUCAAAACCUCUGAAGAAUCUCAUCCAGGACUCAUUUACACCCAUGGAGGCAGGAAUGAUCAGUGUGAGAGGAAACCCAACACACAAACACACACCUGUGUCUACAACUUGCCAAUGCAGAGCCUGAAUCUUUCUCAUGCUGGGACCUACUACUGUGCUGUUGCCUCAUGUGGACACAUACUGUUUGGAGACGGGACCAACAUGGACAUUAAAAAUGCAGAGAACUCUCCCGACUCCCUUGUGUAUUUCUUGAGUGGAGCUUUGGCAUUCACCACCCUGCUGGUUGUUUUACUGACUGUCUCAGUGUACAAGAUGAACCGGAGAAGCAGCUGCCUGUGUAGAGAACUUCAAAGAGUUUCAGCUUCUACCACAACAAAUGGAGAGGGUAACCAAGAUGCCGACAACCUCCAUUAUGCUGCUUUAAGUGUCAACCAUCCCAACAGACCAAGAAGACAGAGGAACCACACCAAGGAUGAAUGUGUGUACUCCGGUGUCAGGCAGUAGAACUGGAUUUUCUUAAAACAGGAAGUUUUGUCAACAUGAUAAACACAUGCUAUACAAUGAAUGUAAAGUCUUGUGUUGCAGUUAACUACUUAAUUUUUUUAUGUGCUGACAAAUGUGCCAUAUUUACACUAGCCCCAUUACUUCUAGUCUUCGCAUGUUUUUCUAGAUGUUGCGACAACCCAAAUGAUUUAAGAAUCAUGUUACAGCUUCCAUUGUGGUCUGCAGUGAAACCAUGAAAUUUCUGUAUACUUUGCCACGGGUUGGUUGGAAAUAUGCAUCUUUACAAACCUCGGCUAUCUUUGUUUCUGUGUCAUUACAUUGAAACAUAGCUUUCUCCCCAAGCAACUACGUAUUUAUAAUCCUUUUAAUUUUUGAUGAAACCUGUUCAUUUAUAAGGCCAGAUUCAAUGAUGCUGUACAACAAGUGAAGAACCAUAAUGGAAAUAAAUGAUUUAAACUAACAAACUA